ACGUGCAAUAACAAUUUGACCUUUGGGAUAACAAAAAAAAAACUUGCUUUUUUCUUCUUCUUCUUCUUUGCCUCCGAUCGGAAAACAGGAAAACGAUGGGGAGGUCCCGAUUAGAUGCGCUCGUGUCCGUUUUCGUUACGGUGCACCCGCACGAAUCCUCUGCUCUUCUCCAUUCCUUCUUUUGCUUCUUCUUCAUUUUGAGUGCUUAUUUCGUAGUUUUACCUUUGCGUGACGAAGGUGCAAUUUCGUUAGGACUAUCAAAUCUACCUGAAUUGUUUAUAGGUUCAUUGUUGCUCACCGUCAUUGCCACGCCGUUUACAUCACUCGUCUUCUCUCUUCCUAAUCUCUCUAAAAACAAGGCUUUGGUUUUCAUACACAGGUUCUUCAGUGUAUCACUCAUAGUGUUCUUUAUUCUAUGGCACUAUUCAUCAGCUGGAUCUUCGACGUCCAAUUUGAUCGGGUCCACUGCUUUGACCUCGAAAGAUGCAAAACUUGGUGAUCAAGGCAGUCUUGCAUCAUCAGUUAGCUGGGAUAACCGUGGAUGGUUUUAUAUCUCUGUCCGUAUAGGAUUGUUUCUUUGGGUUGCUUUGCUUAAUCUAAUUACACUUUCUUCAACUUGGGCAAGGGUAAUUGACGUAAUGGACAACGAGUCAGGUUCAAGAUUAUUUGGGUUUAUUGGUGCUGGUGCCACCCUUGGACAACUUUGUGGAUCACUGUUUGCCACUGGAAUGGCUUUUGUUGGUCCAUUCUUACUUUUGUUUGCUGCUUUGUUGAUGGAACUUGCGGCUCAGACAUCAAGAGGGAUAAAUUGCGAUACAUCUCAUGUUGAAGAAGAACUGUCUCCCAUUAGAGAAUCUGAUUCCAACCCUGAAAAUGAGGCUAGUGAGAUUGACAGGACUGAACACACUCUAAAAGGUUCCCCAAAGUCAUCCGCUUUAGUGAAGCAUAAUGUUUGGCCCAUAUUGGAAGGACUCUGGCUUAUACUGUCAUCAACCUACCUCUUGCAUAUAUCAUUGUUCAUCUGGCUGAGUGCAGUUGUCUCUUCAUUCUUCUAUUUCCAGAAAGUGAGUGUGAUUGCCAGCACAGUUACUAGCUCUCUUGGAAGGAGAAAAUUGUUUGCCGAGAUAAAUAGCUUUAUUGCUGUUUUUAUUCUUAUUGGACAACUAACAUUAACAGGGCGCAUUCUUACUGUUGCUGGGGUUACUGCAGCUAUAUGCUCAACUCCUUUUGUUGGCUUCUUAAAUUUAGCAGCUCUAGCUCUUUGGCCAGAUUGGAUGGUGGUGGCUAUUUGUGAGACACUGAGAAAGGUUGUUACAUAUGUUGUUACAAGGCCAGGAAGAGAACUUCUAUUUGUUGUUGUUUCGGAGGAUGAAAAGUAUAAAGCUAAAAUAUGCAUAGAUGUGCUGGUUCAAAGACUUGGAGAUGCUGCAGCAGCUGGAAUGUAUAAAAUGCUAUUUGGUACCCAAAACGGAAGCCCGUCAACUGCUGCCCUUUAUGGACUUCCGGUUUGUUUGCUGUGGAUAAUCACAGCAUUCUUUUUGGGCCGUAGGCAAGCUCAACUUUCGAAGGAAAAUUUGAGAUUGAAUGUACAGUGAGUGAACUAUAAUGGGUGAUGGGUCGAACAAAUGAAAAAUGCAUGAGCUGGAUCGUGUACGAGAAAGUCGAGCUUCUGAGAUAAAAGCUAACAUGGUAUGUUCUCCCAAAUUCUUUCAAGCAUUCCUUCUGUGCGGGUAAUUGGAGGAAUUUUGAUGUAAAGUGACACACUGUAAUAACAUAAAUUGAUAUAUGGUGCUGGAUUAUUUUAAAUAUUUAUUCAAGAAAUUUUGAGAGUAAAGUUCGGUGUUUAUUUAA
Molecule: messenger RNA, 1851 nt
Organism: Medicago truncatula (barrel medic)
Lineage: Eukaryota; Viridiplantae; Streptophyta; Magnoliopsida; Fabales; Fabaceae
Exons: 13
Coding region: 96-1595 (499 amino acids)
Biological process (GO): nucleotide transport
Cellular component (GO): membrane
Molecular function (GO): ATP:ADP antiporter activity
Source: RefSeq, a predicted model, not a curated record